CGCUGCCGCCGUUGUUCCAUUGAGAGAACCUCAACAUGGCAUCCGACGGACCACCGGGCACCGAGUCUCUCCCGUCUGAUCUUGGGAGUGCUAUUGCGGCUUUGAACACAUGGAGCAACCCGGAGCUUCAGGGCAAGCUGGCGGAGCUCGGAGCCCCCACGCUGGGUCCCAGAGAGGAGCUGAUUGACAGAUUGAAGGGCUACAUGAUGCAGACUGGGAUUCUCCUCAGCAAACCUAAUGAUGACAAAUCAAUGGGCUCCCAGAUGCAAGGUAUCCCUCCUAUUCCCCCGAUGCCCAUGCCGCCCAUGCCUCCUGGUAUGGGUAUGCUCCAGGCUAUGAGCAUGAUGCCUGGAGGGCCCCCUCCACCUGGAAUACACAUGGGCAUGGAACACCCAGGUUUGCCCCCUCCUGGCCUGUCACAGGAAGAUCAGCUGAAGAUGGCUCAGCAGAGAGCAGCCAUGGUGUUGCAGCAGGAGGAGAGGGCCAAGCAGCAGGGUGAUGCCCGUGUCAUGGAUGAACAGGAUCUUCUGGAGCAACAGAAAAGGGCUGCGGUGCUGCUGGAACAGGAGCGUCAGCAGGAAAUUGCCAAGAUGCAGCCCAGAGCCAUGCCCCCUGUCAGCGCAGUGAGAGUUUCAGCUUUGGAUCCUCGUGGGCCGCUGCCUCCUGGUGUCACGAUGUUGCCGACCCAGAAACAGAGAGUUCCACCUCCUCCAGGAGAGGAUAACAGAGAGGCCUGGCAGAGCGAGGAGGUGAGUGUCAGCGGACCCAAGAUCCCUCAGGCUCUGGAGAAGAUCCUCCAGCUAAAGGAAAUCAGACAGGAGCAGCUCACUGAUCCUGCAGAAGAGGAAGAAGAUGAUGAUGAGGCAGAGAUGGACUUGAACAAUUCCUCUGCACCAGUCAUGUCUGAGACGGAAGAUGAUGACAGUCAGAUAUCUAAAAAAGAUAAAAACCGCAGACGCAGAAAUCGCAAGAAGAAGAGCAAGAAGAAGCGAGCCCAAGAAAAGAAGGAGCAGGCAGAGCAGCAGCAGAAGAAGGAGGGCAGCGACAAGGAGAAGGAGAAAGACAAAGACAAAGACAAAGACAAGGACAAGGACAAAGACAAAGAAAAAGAAAAAGAGAAGGAAAAAGAUCCAGAGGUGGAGAUCGAGUACGUCACAGAAGAGCCGGAGAUUUACGACCCCAACUUCAUCUUCUUCAAGAGGAUUUUUGAGGCAUUUAAGCUGACUGAUGAUGUGAAGAAAGAGAAGGAGAAGGAGCCUGAGAAGGCAGAAAAGCAGGAGACAGCUGUGCUGCGCAAAAAGGGAUUCGAGGAGGAGAAGAAAGACAGUGACGAGAGUGACGAGGAAAUCCGACCAGAUGCACCUAAACUGUCCAAGAAGAAGCUGAGGAGGAUGAACAGGCUGACUGUGGCUGAACUCAAGCAGCUGGUGGCUCGUCCAGAUGUAGUGGAGAUGCAUGAUGUGACGGCCCAGGAGCCCAAGCUGCUGGUCCACUUAAAGGCCACCAGGAACACGGUGCCAGUGCCCCGCCACUGGUGCUUCAAAAGAAAGUAUCUGCAGGGCAAGAGAGGUAUAGAGAAGCCUCCAUUUGAGCUGCCCGAGUUUAUCAAGAGGACUGGAAUCCAGGAGAUGAGGGAGGCCCUGCAGGAGAAGGAAGAUGCCAAAACUAUGAAAACCAAAAUGAGAGAGAAGGUUCGCCCCAAGAUGGGAAAGAUCGACAUCGACUACCAGAAGCUCCACGACGCCUUCUUCAAAUGGCAAAUUAAACCCAAACUCACUAUUCAUGGAGACCUUUACUACGAGGGUAAAGAGUUUGAAACUCGUCUGAAGGAGAAAAAGCCAGGGGAUCUGUCUGAUGAGCUGCGUAUUGCUCUGGGCAUGCCAGUUGGACCUAACGCCCACAAGGUGCCGCCUCCCUGGUUGAUAGCCAUGCAGAGGUACGGCCCCCCUCCCUCUUACCCCAACCUCAAGAUCCCCGGGCUCAACUCCCCCAUCCCAGAGAAUUGUACUUUUGGUUACCACGCCGGAGGCUGGGGGAAGCCGCCAGUAGAUGAGAUGGGCAAACCUCUUUACGGUGACGUGUUUGGGACCAACGCUGCAGACUUCCAGGCUAAAGCGGAGGAGGAAGAGGUGGACCACACGCCGUGGGGAGAGCUGGAGCCUUCAGACGAGGAGUCAUCAGAGGAAGAGGAGGAGGAGGAAAGCGACGAGGAGAAGCCAGACGAAACAGGAUUCUUCACACCAGCAGACAGUGGGCUGAUCACCCCUGGAGGCUUCUCAUCAGUACCCGCCGGCAUGGAGACCCCAGAGCUGAUUGAGCUGAGGAAGAAGAAGAUCGAGGAGGCCAUGGACGGAAACGAGACGCCACAGCUGUUCACUGUUCUGCCAGAAAGACGAACUGGCCCCGUAGGAGCGGCCAUGAUGGCUUCAACACACAUUUACGACAUGUCAGGGGCCAUGGCGGCUCGUAAGGCGGGCGGAGGGCAGGAGUCGCAGGGUGUGGAGGUGGCUCUGGCCCCCGAGGAGCUGGAGCUGGACCCCAUGGCCAUGACGCAGAAGUACGAGGAGCAUGUCAGGGAGCAGCAGGCCCAGGUGGAGAAGGAGGACUUCAGCGACAUGGUGGCCGAGCACGCCGCCAAACAGAAGCAAAAAAAGAGGAAGGCCCAGCCACAGGACACGCGAGGCGGCGCCAAGAAAUACAAAGAGUUCAAGUUCUAGAGGAGAAGCGUGGAGGCAGAGCGCUGCGAGAAGGCCGGCCACAACAGGAAAUGAAAGGGGAAGACGCAGACUCAGAUUUCAAUUUCAGCGGAUGCAGACUGCAACAUCAAUCAUCUGUUAGACCAGUAACAGUACAUACAUCCUUUGUUCCUUUUUUAAAAAAUCUAAAUCGACGAUGUUGUCCUGACGAAUCAAAUGUGUGUCACGUAAGAAUGCUGAAGAAUGUGUUUCCUCUGUUCAACUCUGCUUUUUAGGUCCUGGUUAUUUUUUCACUGUAACCAUGUUUUUUUUCUGUUUUUUUGUAAAUAAAAGAAGUGAUGACGCGAGUUGACAGCU
Stegastes partitus (bicolor damselfish) is the source of this 3053-nucleotide messenger RNA. RefSeq names its product splicing factor 3b, subunit 2 (gene sf3b2). The record is from RefSeq and is a predicted model, not a curated record. The coding region runs from base 36 to 2717 and encodes 893 amino acids. Gene Ontology annotation, cellular component: U12-type spliceosomal complex; nucleus. The transcript has 22 exons. Lineage: Eukaryota; Metazoa; Chordata; Actinopteri; Pomacentridae.